AUUUUACCUGUGGUUAAUGAAGCAGGAGAGGACAGAUCGCCAGAAACCGGCAUCUAUCUAUGCUUUUGAGUCAGAAUCAUCCUGGAGAGACAUGAAUGUCUGCAAUGAUAUUUCCUGACAAGAAGAUAAUAGAAGGAAAGGAGAUCACCAGUUAGCAGAAUUUCAAAUGACCAGGAUUUUGUAUUUAACACUUCCAACUGCAGACUUCUCUUGCCUACCUUUAAAUCAGAGAUAACUACAAUCAGAACCCAGACAAGGCAAAAGAAUUCUUUUCUUCUAUAUCUUUUGAGAUAAAAGAAAUUGCAAUGUCUAGGAAACAAAACCAGAAGGAUUCAUCAGGGUUCAUUUUUGAUUUGCAGUCCAAUACUGUACUGGCCCAGGGAGGAACUUUUGAAAACAUGAAAGAGAAGAUAAAUGCAGUGCGUGCAAUAGUUCCCAGUAAGAGCAACAAUGAAAUCAUCCUGGUUUUGCAGCACUUUGAUAAUUGUGUGGACAAAACAGUACAAGCAUUUAUGGAAGGUAGUGCCAAUGAAGUACUCAAAGAAUGGACAGUAACAGGCAAGAAAAAGAACAAAAAGAAGAAAAGCAAACCAAAACCUGCAGUCGAAGCAAGUAACAGUAUCCUAGAUUCCAGUAAAUUGGUUUCUAUUCAAGAGGAGCAGUCCACGCCUUCUCCAGAAAAAGGUGAUAUUAAUGGUUACCAUGUUAAUGGUGCCAUCAAUGAUACUGAGUCUGUGGACUCACUCAGUGAAGGUAUGGAGACACUUUCAAUAGAUGCCAGAGAAUUGGAGGAUCCUGAGUCUUCCAUGCCAGAUAUGCUGGACAGAACAGGAUCCAUGCUGGAAAAUGGUGUCUUUGAUUUUGAGUCCAAGUCUUUGACUAUGCACCCUACUCAGAAUUCUCAACAAAACAGGAAUGCUAUCAAAUCUCUCUCAAGACCGCAGUUUUCAAAUCUGGGCAUGGAAGAUGUUCCACUCUCCUCCACAAACAAAAAGCUAGGUUCCAAUAUUGAAAAAUCUGUGAAAGACCUCCAGCGCUGCACAGUGUCUCUUGGACGAUAUCGAGUUGUAGUUAAAGAAGAGAUGGAUGCUUCCAUUAAGAAAAUGAAACAAGCUUUUGCUGAAUUGCAGAGCUGUUUAAUGGAUCGAGAAGUGGCAUUGCUGGCUGAAAUGGACAAAGUGAAAGCCGAAGCAAUGGAAAUUUUGCUCAGCCGACAAAAGAAAGCUGAACUUCUAAAGAAGAUGACUGAUGUGGCUGUUCGAAUGUCAGAAGAGCAGUUGGUUGAGCUCAGAGCUGAUAUAAAGCACUUCGUUAGUGAACGUAAGUAUGAUGAGGAUCUGGGAAGAGUAGCCCGGUUCACCUGUGACGUGGAGACCCUAAAGAAGAGCAUUGAUUCGUUUGGACAAGUGUCCCAUCCAAAGAACAGCUAUUCAACCCGAUCGCGAUGUAGCUCAGUUACAUCUGUGUCCCUGAGUAGCCUGUGUGAUGCCCCUGCUGCUGCUGCUGCUGCUGCUGCUGCUGCUUCCCCCUGUGCCUCUGCUCCCAGCCUUACAAGUGCUAACAAGAAAAUGUCGGCACCAGGAGAGACUCCUGCAGGCAGAGCAGACUCCAGUGGCCAGUCCUAUCAGCCUCAUCGCCAGGUGUUGCCGGGGAACCGACGAGGAGGACAAGGCUACAGGCCCCAAGGCCAAAAGUUCAGUGACCCCACGAACCAAGGACGACAUGACAGUAUGGGUCGUCACAGAAAUAGCUCAUGGUUUUCAUCUGGUUCCAGGUAUCAGAGUUCACAACCCCAGGCACCAGGAAAUGCUAGUGAACGGGGCCAGGCGCUCUCUGCAGGGAGCAAUGGAACUGGAGCCAGCAUGGAACCCAGCCCACCUAAGCCCUCAUUCAAAAAGGGCCCACUCCCCCAGCGCAAACCCAGGACCUCUCAUCCUGCAGCUGUGAACUCUUGAGGGAAAUUCCAUUGGCCUCUCUCCUUUAUCCCACAUAAUUCAACUUGGUAACUGGACUUUAGGAAACUUAUAGUUAGAUUUAAUAACAAAAAGCAGUUUUCGCAUAUCAGUUGUUAUACCAUUCUAAAUAUUUCUUUCCUCAUUUCCUCUUUAUCAUUUUUGGAGGGGAAUCUGUUUUUUUCCCUUGACCUUUCCCAGUGAUUUGGAUUCAUUCUUGAUUGGUCAUUUCUACCAGGAAUCAUGGGCAAUGAUGGCCAAGUUUCCCAAGAGUAAGCAAUGUUCUUCCCAGGGCACCAGGCCUUUCAGUUGCCCACAGAGGUCGUCCUCAGCAACCCCCACGGUCAGGCUCUCAGGAGUGGAUGGAUCGGAGCUAGUCCUGCUGCCUUUCCAGUCUAAGCAGAGCCACACAUGCCUGUCAGGUUCCCUCUUAACAACAGUUUAACCAGGAGAGGCACUGAGGGGAUUGUGUACUGCACUCAAUUAGUCAGAGAAGGGGAAAUUUAAUCGGCAAGAAGGAAAAAAGACCAGGAAAUAUUUGAGAAUCUGCCUCUCACAAAGUGCCUGAGAUUGACACUCAGAUCAGGGUUUCAGUCUCCUGCUUGGCAUGAUAGCUUAACCUGCAGUUUCUUCAAAAUGUCCAAAGCUUUGUUUCCUUAAUUUCCUUAGACUGCAAAUGUGUCUAGGGAAGUCCAUGGGAAAAUAGCAUUUAUUUAAAGUUAAAAGAAGGGGAAAAAGUAUUUCUUUGCUUUAAUGUUUGAAGAUUUUUGUUGUUAUUAUUCUCAUUCCUAAAUCGUAUUCUUAUCCUGAAUCAAAUUUAUAGCUAUGUAAUUAGUGUUAAUCUAAGUGUUACUCAUCAAAAAAUUGCCGCAGUCUUUAGAGUUGAGUAAAUAAAAACAACUGCAUAAAUGUUCCCA
Messenger RNA from Eptesicus fuscus (big brown bat), 2869 nucleotides. RefSeq names its product spermatogenesis associated serine rich 2 (gene SPATS2). Bases 306 to 1955 code for a protein of 549 amino acids. The transcript has 13 exons. The record is from RefSeq and is a predicted model, not a curated record. Gene Ontology annotation, molecular function: protein binding. Gene Ontology annotation, cellular component: cytoplasm. NCBI's taxonomy places the organism in Eukaryota, Metazoa, Chordata, Mammalia, Chiroptera, Vespertilionidae.